GUUCUGCCCGAGCCUUGCGUGUGGCCUCAAUGUGAAAUGAAAGUAGAAGACUCCAUCUGUACGCGCAUUGCUGUCUGGGUGCUGAUGCACUGGUCAUGCCUGGAGAGGGAGGCUCUGUCCUAGACAGCUGACUGCGGCACAGUCAGUGCGCUCCCUCCAUGUCCAGCGCCUCCCGCCACUGCUGGAGUGAAGACCCCCACCGGGCCCCUGCAGGGCCUCCGCUGUGGGCCGUGCUCUGUCCGUCGAGGGUGCCAGCCACCUAACUUCAUGCACCUGUCUGCGCCCUCCCCGUGGAUGCUUCGCCACCUGAGAGCCCCUCUGUUCUUGUCCCGGCCCUGUGUCUGCUUCUGACAUGUCGCUGCUCCAUGCUUUGGGCCCCGUGCAGACCUGGCUGGGACAAGAGCUGGAGAAAUGUGGCAUCGAUGCCAUGAUCUAUACACGCUAUGUUCUCAGUCUUCUGCUGCAUGACAGCUAUGACUACGACCUGCAGGAACAGGAGAAUGACAUCUUCCUGGGUUGGGAGAAAGGAGCUUGUAAGAAAUGGGGAAAGAGUAAGAAGAAGUCUUCAGACCUAACUCUAGAGGAAAUGAAAAAGCAGGCUGCUGUCCAGUGUCUUCGAUCUGCUUCUGACGAAAGCUCUGGAAUCGAGACCUUAGUGGAGGAACUCUGCUGCAGACUGAAAGACCUGCAGAGUGAGCAAGAAGAGAAGAUUCACAAAAAGUUGGAGGGGUCUCCCUCUCCAGAGGCGGAAUUAUCCCCCACAGCAAAGGAUCAAGUGGAGAUGUAUUAUGAAGCAUUUCCACCACUUUCUGAGAAACCAGUUUGCCUGCAAGAAAUCAUGACCGUGUGGAACAAGUCCAAGGCCUGUUCUUACUCCAGCUCCUCUUCGUCAUCUACAGCACCCCCAGUGAGCACAGACACGUCCUCUCCCAAGGACUGCAACAGUGAAAGCGAAGUCAUCAAGGAAAGAAGCACCGUGCAUGAGAAAGCCCAGAGCAGAAGCAGACAUGAGAAGGAGAACAAACUGAGUAAUGGCACUGUGGAAGAAAAGCCCGCCUUGUACAAAAAGCAGAUCCGACACAAACCAGAAGGAAAAAUGCGCCCUCGUUCCUGGUCCUCUGGCUCCAGUGAAGGAGGCUCAAGUUCAAGUGGUAAUCAGGGAGAAAUCAAAGCAUCCAUGAAGUACGUUAAAGUCAGACACAAGGCGCGAGACAUUCGAAACAAGAAAGGGCGGAAUGGGCAAAGCAGGCUGCCCCUGAAGCACAGUGAGAAGGCAGAGAGGAGUGUGCAUGCAGGCAGCGGCAGUAGCAGCAGCAGUGGGUCCAUCAGACAGCUGUGCAAGCGGGGUAAGCGACCAGUGAAGGAGGCAGGGAGAAAAGAUCCUGGGAGCACUGGAGGAAAAGAGCUGUAUGCGGAGAGCAGAAACAACAAGGAGUAUAAAGAGGAGCCGUUGUGGUACACCGAACCGAUUGCUGAGUAUUUUGUUCCUUUGAGCAGAAAAAGUAAACUAGAGACCACAUACCGCAACAGACAGGAUGCAAGUGCUCUGACCCCAGAGGUGGUGGAAAACUUGUCUGAAUCAGUGCAUGGUCUUUGUAUCAGCAACAAUAGUACUCACAAAACAUACCUCGCAGCAGGUACUUUCAUUGAUGGUCAUUUUGUAGAAAUGCCUGCAGUUAUAAAUGAGGAUAUUGACCUCACUGGGACCUCAUUAUGUUCUCUGCCAGAGGACAACAAAUACCUAGAUGAUAUUCAUCUGUCAGAAUUAACACACUUCUACGAAGUGGAUAUUGAUCAAUCCAUGUUGGAUCCUGGUGCCUCAGAAACAAUGCAAGGAGAAAGUCGGAUCUUGAAUAUGAUUCGACAAAAAAGCAAGGAGAAUACAGAUUUUGAGGCAGAAUGUUGCAUAGUGUUAGAUGGUAUGGAGUUGCAAGGGGAACGUGCAAUAUGGACAGAUUCUACCAGCUCUGUGGGUGCAGAGGGCUUGUUCCUGCAAGACCUCGGCAAUCUGGCUCAGUUUUGGGAGUGCUGUUCGUCUAGCUCUGGUGAUGCCGAUGGAGAGAGCUUUGGAGGUGACUCUCCAGUUAGACUUUCUCCCAUCUUGGACAGCACAAUGCUCAAUUCACACUUGCUUGCUGGCAAUCAAGAGCUCUUUUCAGAUAUUAAUGAAGGAUCUGGUAUAAACUCUUGUUUUUCAGUGUUUGAAGUGCAAUGCAGUAAUUCUGUUUUACCAUUUUCUUUUGAAACACUCAACUUGGGAAAUGAAAAUUCAGAUUCUAGUGCUAAUACACUUGGGAAAACACAAUCUAGAUUGCUAAUAUGGACCAAAAAUAGUGCCUUUGAAGAAAAUGAACACUGUUCUAAUCUUUCAACAAGAACUUGUAGUCCGUGGUCCCAUUCAGAAGAAACACGUUCAGACAACGAGACGUUGAACAUUCAGUUUGAAGAAUCCGCACAGUUUAAUGCAGAUGAUAUUAAUUAUGUAGUUCCUAGAGUCUCGUCAAAUUAUGUAGAUGAAGAACUUCUAGAUUUUUUGCAAGAUGAAACUUGCCAGCAAAACAGUAGAACGUUAGGAGAAAUUCCAACUUUAGUUUUCAAGAAAAGAUCUAAACUAGAAUCUGUCUGUGGUAUUCAGCUAGAACAAAAAACAGAAAACAAAAAUUUUGAAACUACACAAGUAUGUAGUGAAAGCAGUCCACAUGGAGAUGGCUACAGCUCAGGGGUUAUUAAAGACAUUUGGACAAAGAUGGCAGAUAGAAAUUCUGUGGCUACAGUAGAAAUAGAAAGAAUUGACGAUGAGUUGUUUUCAAUAGAUGUAAAUAACUACUGCUGCUGUUUAGAUGCUGAAGCGAAAAUGGAGACCCUUCAGGAGCCCAGCAGGGCAGUGCAGAGAUCCGAAUAUCACCUCUGGGAGGGACAGAAAGAGAACCUGGAGAAGAGAGUCUUUGCCUCCAGUGAGCUCUCCAAGGUGGACGGUGGUGAUUACACCACGCCUUCAAAACCUUGGGAUGUGGCCCAGGAUAAAGAGAACGCGUUCAUUCUUGGGGGAGUCUAUGGAGAACUCAAAACCUUCAGUAGCGAUGGGGAAUGGGCAGUUGUGCCGCCGGGCCACACAAAAGGAAGCUUGCUACAGUGUGCAGCUUCCGAUGUUGUGACCAUAGCUGGGACAGACGUCUUUAUGACCCCAGGAAACAGCUUUGCCCCUGGUCACAGGCAGUUGUGGAAACCCUUCAUGUCAUUUGAACAGAAUGAUCAGCCGAAGAGUGGGGAAAAUGGGUUAAGUAAGGGAUUUUCUUUUAUCUUCCAUGAAGACUUACUAGGAGCUUGUGGUAACUUUCAAGUUGAAGAUCCUGGACUUGAAUAUUCAUUCUCUUCCUUUGACUUAAGUAAUCCAUUUUCACAAGUUCUUCACGUAGAAUGUUCAUUUGAACCUGAAGGGAUUGCAUCUUUCAGCCCUACUUUUAAACCCAAAUCAAUCCUCUGCUCUGAUUCAGACAGUGAAGUGUUUCACCCUAGGAUAUGUGGCGUUGACAGGACACAGUACAGAGCCAUCCGGAUCUCUCCCAGGACGCACUUCCGCCCAAUCUCUGCCUCGGAACUGUCCCCAGGAGGAGGGAGUGAGUCAGAGUUUGAGUCUGAGAAAGAUGAAGCCAGUGUUCCCAUUCCUCCUCAGGUUGAUGUAUUUGAAGAUCCACAGGCAGAUCUCAAACCUCUGGAAGAAGAUGCAGAAAAAGAAGGCCAUUACUAUGGAAAAUCAGAGCUUGAAUCUGGGAAAUUCCUUCCAAGGUUAAAAAAAUCUGGAAUGGAAAAGAGUGCUCAGACAUCACUAGAUUCCCAGGAGGAGUCAACUGGGAUUCUGCCAGUCGGAAAGCAGAAUGAGUGUUUGGAAUGUAGCAUGAGUGAAUCUCUGGAAAUAGAUUUAGAAACCUCAGAAGCAAAUUGUAAAAUAAUGACACAGUGUGAGGAAGAAAUUAAUAAUUUUUGCAGUUGCAAAGCAGGUUGUCAGUUCCCUGCUUAUGAAGAUAAUUCAGUUUCUUCGGGACAGCUGGAAGAGAUUGGGAAGAAAGAAAAAGAGGAAAGAAGCAAGAGUCUGCGUCAUAUCACUACCAUAUUCCUUCGCUUUCUAUUUCCUGGAUUGAACACUGAUGUGCAAGAAAUGAGUAGAAGUCAAGAAAAGCAGAUCUGGUGGGAAAAGGCCUUGUACUCUCCCCUUUUUCCUGCAUCAGAAUGUGAAGAAUGUUAUACAAAUGCCAAGGGAGAGAAUGGUAUAGAAGAAUAUCCAGAUGUUAAAGAAAUGCCCAGUAAUGAAGAGCAUCUGUUAGAUUUUAAUAGGGUGUCUUCUGUCUAUGAGGCACGAUGCACCGGAGAGAGUGAUCCUGGGGCCCGGGCAAACGGCCUCCGCAGGAAGACGCGCUCCAGCGCCAGCUCCGACCCCGGAGACUCGGGCUCCGAUGGCAGUGGCGAGUGGGUGGGCACUCGCGAGGAGGCGCUCUUCUCCCGGACUCACCUCUGACCUCGCACCUAGUGCGAGCACUUUCUAAACACUGUGUGAUGGGAAACUGCCCCUUUGGGAGGCCUGUUCAUCUAAAGCAACAACAUAGGUUUCUUCGAGUAACUGAUUCUGAUCGUGAUUCUUUCUUCUUGCUUAUUUUAGCGUUGAGGACAGCUGUCCUGUUGAAGAUUUCUUUCCCAGCUGUGCAUUCUUGGCUAUUGAAUAGACUAGAUGUGCUGUCCGAUCCAGAGUGGGUGUGCAUGUGCUUGUCCUAGAGGUGUCGCUGCUCUUGCCUCGUAGCCGCAGGCCUCUCCCUUGCACUGUGAUGGCAUCACUGUCACUUGUCCAUCCUACGCUGCCAGCGCCACUUCUGCUGUUCAGAGACUUCAGCUUCGGAACAAUUAGCUCUGUUCUCUAAGCGCUGGGAGAUCAUUCUCACCCUGCAGCGGGUCAGUCCUUUCUGGGGGCGGGAGGGAAGCGUAGGUGACUCUCCCCGUCUCCAUGCAGUAGAAUCUCAUGAACAUGGCAGUAAGAGCCGCAAGGGUGUGCGUGUGUUUAGACUUUCAGAAUGCUGUGUUUCCUACCCUGGGAUUGCCCCCUGAAGUAUCAUGAGAUACUGUGGUGUGUGUUUCUUGCUAACUGAGGAUGCCAAGGAUUUGGGGCAUGAGAUCAGAAUGCCUGCCCCGCCUGCCCGGUGGGUGUCACAGUGCGUCCACCCCGAAAUGCAGGCGAGGCUCUCCAUAGAGUUGUGAGCCCAGGGGCGGACCUUGGUUGCAGAUUGUGCUUUUUCUAGUGACUAUUGAAUCAGAGUCCCCAAAACUUGAAGUUGUGAGCGUUGGACAUGGAAUAAAGGCCCGGUCACCCCACAGAAACCUUUGGCUGCUGCAGCUGGCUGCUUGUGUGGUGUGGUGUGGUGUGGCUGCUCUUGUCCGUGUCUGAGAGGAUGUGCUGGGCAAGUUCUGCGUGCCAUGGCCAGCUGGCUGUGCUUCUCCACGUGCCCCUAUGAUUGCUGUUAGGGUCGUCACCAUGUCUUGGUGACCCCAGGGAGUCAGUCUGUCUUUCACAUCUAUACCUUCUGCUCACCUCCUCUAGUGACACUGUGUGGCAGGAUCAAGCCAGGAGGGGCCAUCUUGGCAAAACCUAAACAUUUUAAGUUCUUCUUUUUUAACCAAUUCAUCCUCUUAGAAAACAUCUACUCCGUGCAGUCAGUUGCGUGUGUCUGUAACCUCAGGAAUGGCGGAGAAGCCUGCCACGGCCCCAACAGCCUCACCACUAGUCUUCACAGGCAGCAAGCUGAGCUGCCCGUGGUUCGCUCCGAGCGUUUGGGCUUGUCACCUUUUUCUCAACUGAUAGCGCAAAAAACACCACAUAGGCUGUGGGUUCUUGAGUUUCCGUGUCACACUUCUCUCCCUGAGCAGCCCUGUGUGCUCGCCGGGCUCCGUCCCACCUCCCUUUUAGGGUUCACUUUUACACAGCACAUCUUAGACACUUUACAGUGGUGUGUGUGCGCGUGUGUGCACGUGCGUGUAUGCGCGUGUGUGUGUGUGCAUGGGUAAGGUUUUAUGUUGCUGUUAUUUAUUUACAGACAUCAGAUAAGUUGUUAUGUAUUUUCCUUUCUUCUGGAGCUUCCUAAAAACUGAUUAGCAUCUGCACUGAACUAUAAUUUAAUAGCAAAAGCAAAAAAGAAGUGGAAGUUGUGAAUUCCUAAAAUCACUGCAGCGGCGGUUACCCUAGAAGUCGCUGCUCACGAAGCAGAGACCAGAUGAGCAGGUUUGCGAUGCAGCCUCGAGCUGAGAGCCUUCAUCGGGGCUGCAGCGGUCAGCGCCGACGCCUGCCCCGGGGCGGGUGGAGCAGGAAUGGGCCAAGGGGUGACGGAUUCUGUACUGAUUUGUUUUCGUAAUUAAGUGGCUAAAGCUCAGAGACUUUCGGCAACAGUUGAAAGUGUGGUUUUUAGUUUUUGUGAAUGGAUGAUUACAAAAUGCAUUAAAAAAAAAGUUGGCAAACGCUGAAACGCAUUGUGGUGUGAAGCGCAUUGCAUAUCCGUAGCACUGAAGUAUCCGUUUCCAUUCCUGGGCUGAGAUUUUUUUCCCGUGGUUGUAUUGUUCUGAUUUCACGUACACCAGAAUAACAGAUUUUUUGUUUCUUGUGGAGUUAACACCAAAUAAAAAUUUAAAAAAAA
This is a messenger RNA of Chinchilla lanigera (long-tailed chinchilla), 6671 nucleotides long. RefSeq names its product KIAA0232 ortholog. The record is from RefSeq and is a predicted model, not a curated record. Lineage: Eukaryota; Metazoa; Chordata; Mammalia; Rodentia; Chinchillidae.